Messenger RNA from Tuber aestivum (summer truffle), 1869 nucleotides. NCBI's taxonomy places the organism in Eukaryota, Fungi, Ascomycota, Pezizomycetes, Pezizales, Tuberaceae. The record is from the annotation of a GenBank genome assembly.
AUGGCCCCGUUGUUGUUAUUUUUUGGUCUUGCGCUGCUAACACUCGCUUCUCCGCCGCCAGAGAAUAGUAACGGUCUGCAGCCUCGCGCUGUCAGCGAAACCCUCGCUGACAUCUUGGAUAAUCUCCGGGAUGGGGUCAAUGUGGACGACAUCAAGCAGAGCGUGUUGCCGGACUUUUGGAGUAUCCCUGGAACGGAUGAGAUUACCAAAGAGCUUGGGUUGAACGAGACGGGGAUUCGGGCUUUGCCUUUGGAAUUUUUGAACAUUCCGUUUGUUUACCCCCUCUCCGAUUCUUCUCAUGCCUCCUGAUCGGGGCUAACGGGUGAUUUAAACAUAGUGGAUACGCAAACUACACUUCGCAGGGAUGGAAUGUAAGGUUUCACGGAAUGGCCUACAAACAACCGCUGUCCGGGCCGGGGGUGGUGUCCAAUCAUACGCUGGAUGAGGCCGCGAAUAAGUUCUUGCCCGACUUCGACAUUAGCGAGUUACAACCGCACGAGCAGGACAAUUCCAGGAACUUGACCAGCGCGAUACUGUCAUUGCCGCAGGAAGGGGAGAGGCUGUUGUUUGCGCUUAACGCCUCGGGGGGGCGGGGCUUCCAGGGUGGAUGGACUGGGGUUGUGGAGUGGGCUAAAACGACGGAUUCGAGGGGUAUGGGGUUCAUUGAGUGAUUAACGGUGAGGAGUUCAUGAAUUGAUAAGGUAGGGAAUUAGGCGAAAUUAGUGGCUUUGUUCAGCUCCCGACGAAUAGUGAGAAUGGCCUCCCGGAUGGGAAUGCCACUAAUGCGAUGGUGGUUGAGUUGGAUGUUCAUACCAACCGGACAGAUAGUGAGUGAUUCACCUUGUCCCUAGAUUGCGGAUUUGCGUUAGUGUACUGACUCUUUAGCUGGAAAUGCAACUGCCUACCUUGUCCCUAGAGACGGCAUUACCAUCCUCUCAGACAUUGACGACAUCCUCCGUGUCACAAAGAUCUACGUCCCAAAAGAAGGCCUCCUGAACUCCUUCGCCCGCGACUUCGUUCCUUGGAUGAACAUGCCAGAGAUCUUUACCGGAUGGUUCCGCCAACACCCUGACUCCCCCUACCACUUCCACUACCUAACCACAACCCCAGAGCAAGCCACACGCGUCUACAUGGACUUCAUUUACAAAACCUACCCUCUUGGCUCCUUUGACACGCGCCCCCUCAAUUUUACUACAGUGGACCAAACAUUCUCUGUUCGCAGAACCCUCCUCAACGAAAUCUUCCAAACAUUCCCAAACAGAAAAUUUAUCCUCAUCGGAGAUACCACGAAUAGCGACGUCAUGAGCAAUUACCCAGAGCUCGUGUCUGCCUUCCCUGGUCAGGUGCAGUGCAUCCUGCUAAGAAAUACCUCCGCAACUGACCCAGACAAUGGGUUCCCAUAUAAUACGAAAGGAUUCGAAACAUUGAAGCAGGAGCAGUAUAUGUUCUUUACUACACCUGAUGAUCUUAGAGGGUUGGAUUUCGCAAAUGGGGAUUGUAGGAAUGCGAGUGCAAGGAUGGGGACUGUGGACUUUAGCUGGCAGGGAUUGCCGUUUGAGAAGAGUGCUGCUAGGGGUAGGGCUAGGGGGGAUAUGUGGGCAGCCGUGGUGGUUACGGUUGCUUUUGCGGUACUUCUGUAGGUGGUUGGAUGGGUCCGUAGGUGGGUACGGGAGGUUUUUGUAUACCCAACACAUAUGAGGGAUGAGGCGGAUACAUGCACAUACAGUAUAUACCAUAUAAGUUAGGGGGUUUUGACUUCUUUUCUUGGUUAUUUCUAAUAGCGUUUGAGCCUGGCUUAUAAUUAUGUUGAGUGAAAUGAAGCGCAAGGGGGGAUCAAUGACCUACAUGAAGAAUCCAAUCGACCUUGGA